AUGGAAAACGUCCCUGAAGAUCUUGUUAUUGAAAUCCUAUCACACUUGCCAUUCAAGGUUGCAGCUCAAUACCAGUGCCUAAACAAGAAGCUUCAAGCUCUCAUCUCUAACCAUGUAUUUGCUAUGAAACAAGCCACCCAUCUGUCUCGCCGCUCAACCGUGCUCAUUCGCUCCCCCGAUGUUACUCCAAAUCUUUUCUACAGCAUUCCUCUCUACCCUCCUCACGAGGCAACGAUCAUUCCAACUAAUUGCUUGUCGCCUCGAGCCCCUACGGUCCAAAUCUUAGCUUCAUGCAAUGGCUUGCUUCUACUCCAUUUACCACGCGCCAAUCUUUAUAGCGUUUGCAACCCGGUUACUGGGGACUAUCAAACAAUACAAUGCCCAAAUAGUCUCUUCAAUGGACACGCAGGAUUAGCAAUCGAUUCCAGAAACGUCCUCUCUCCUCAACCUCAGUAUAUAGUCCUCAUCAGAGCUAAGGAGAGCCAGCCCUUAAGGUUACAGUAUAAAUUCAACGUAUUCUCGCAGGGCUCUUGGAGAAAAUCCAAGACGAGUUUAGCUUACGAACAUAAUGAAUUCGUGAGUGGCAACGCUAUUUGCUUAAAUGGGUGUCUGCACUGGCUUCGAGUAGAUGGAAGUGUCAUCGCAUUCGAUGUAGGGGAGGAGAAAUCUCGCUUAAUCAAGAAACCUCCAAGCUUCCAACUUGGAGACAAUAAAUGGCUUGGGAUUGCAGAUGGGGUGAUCACCAUGAUCUCUGCUUCAAGGGAAGAGAUAGUAGUUUGUGCCCUCAUUGAUGAUAGAAAAGAAAGCUGGAAGAUCACAGCCAAUAUAGGCAACAUAGCCCCCAAAGAGAAUACCUAUCAUGGUGGAUUUCCCAUUUCAUUUGAUGGCUUGCAGCUUCUUAUGCUAUAUCCGGUGGAGAAAAUGGAUGGGAAGAUCUAUAAGUAUGAUAUUUACUCCAAAUUGUGGGCACAUAUUGGGACAGUGCGAAACAUGCGGGAUCCCUCUCAAAAUUUUUUCCCAUUUCUUCCUACUUUGGCAAAGGUCUCAAUUGCACAAUCAGGGCUGAAAAUUCCAAUAUGCCUCCCUGAGUUGAGAAGGCUCCUUAAACGUUCCAUUGAAGUUUGA
Molecule: messenger RNA, 1125 nt
Organism: Diospyros lotus (date-plum)
Lineage: Eukaryota; Viridiplantae; Streptophyta; Magnoliopsida; Ericales; Ebenaceae
Product: putative F-box/kelch-repeat protein At1g20790
Exons: 1
Coding region: 1-1125 (374 amino acids)
Molecular function (GO): protein binding
Source: RefSeq, a predicted model, not a curated record